Trichosurus vulpecula (common brushtail) is the source of this 5079-nucleotide messenger RNA. RefSeq names its product cell adhesion associated, oncogene regulated (gene CDON). Gene Ontology annotation, cellular component: plasma membrane; axon. Bases 52 to 3819 code for a protein of 1255 amino acids. Gene Ontology annotation, biological process: nervous system development; axon guidance; cell-cell adhesion. Gene Ontology annotation, molecular function: protein binding. The record is from RefSeq and is a predicted model, not a curated record. Lineage: Eukaryota; Metazoa; Chordata; Mammalia; Diprotodontia; Phalangeridae. The transcript has 19 exons.
AACUUGUUUUACGCUGAAAGUCUAUUCUAUCAGCCCCUAUAUUCUGGCGCUAUGAAUCCAGAUCUUGGAUCAUUACAGACACUGUUGUAUGUUCAUUUUAUGAUCCUGUAUUCUUCUGUAAGUUCAGACUUGGUACCUCGUUUUAUUUCCGAGCCACACUCUAUUGUCCAGAAACUUGGUGAACCUGUAACACUACAAUGUUCUGCUCAACCUGUGACCGUUCACAUAUCAUGGUUGCUUAAUGGAAAAAAAUUUGACAGAGAUGUGGAGCAGAUUGAGGUUCAGCAGGGGACUUUAACUAUCCUUUCUCUCAGCCCUUCUGUUUCUGGUCGGUACCAAUGCAUCGCUAACAACAGCAUUGGUGCAAUUGUGAGUAAACCUGCAACAGUAUCCAUUGGAGGUCUUAGUGAUUUUGGUACAUCAGCAAAACAUGUUAUUAUAGCAGAGGAACAAAGUGCUGGGUUUAUUGGUUGCAAGAUACCAGAAAGUAAUCCUUCAGCACAAGUGCGCUAUAAGGUCCGGGGGAAAUGGCUGGAACAUUCCACAGAUAACUACCUAAUCCUUCCAUCAGGAAAUCUUCAGAUUUUGAAUGUAUCUUCAGAGGACAGAGGGUCAUAUAAAUGUGCAGUUUACAAUCCUGUCACACAUGAAUUAAAAGUUGAACCCACAGGCCACAAGCUCCUUGUGAGCCGCCCUUCAUCAAAAUAUGUUCGAAUCAUCCACCCUACCUUUUCCCAGUCAUUGGCAGCUCUUUCUCACAAUCCUGUAACUCUGGAAUGUGUGGUGAGUGGGGUACCUGAUUCUCAAGUGCAGUGGAUAAAGGAUGGCCAUGGUUCUCUACUGGGAAGUAACUGGAGACAGUUAUAUUCUCACCUUGUCACAGAUAGCAUAGACCCAACUGAUGCUGGAAACUAUUCCUGUGUGGUGGGAAACAAAUCUGGAGAGCUCACACGUGUGACCUACACAGUCAAUGUGCUUGAACAAGCCUCAAUUUCCAAAGGAUUGAGGGACCAGACAGUCUCCUUGGGUGCCACAGUACAUUUCACAUGUACCGUUCAUGGAAACCCAACUCCCAAUCUUACUUGGUUUCAUAAUGCAGAGCCUAUACAUUCUUCCUUGCGGCACCUGAUAGUAGAAAACACGUUGAGAAUCAGUGGCAUUGCCAUGGAAGACUCAGGGUUAUACCAGUGUGUGGUGGAUAAUGGCAUUGGAUUUAUGCAGUCUACUGGGAGACUUGAAAUUGAAACAGGCAGUGGAUUCAAGCCAAUUAUAGUAACACCACCAACAAGCGCAAAGGUGAUAGGCGGUGAUUUUGUCACUUUAUCCUGCAAUGCCACUGGGCUUCCAGUUCCUGUUAUUCGUUGGUAUGACAGUCGUGGUUUGAUAACCAGCCAUCCAUCCCAAGUACUUCGCUCUAAGUCACGAAAGUCACACCUGGCAAAAUCUGGAGAUGUCACAUUAGAGCCUGUUUACUUCAUCAUGUCUCGAGCUGGAUCAAGCUCCUUAUAUAUUCAGGCUGUCACUCUGGCACAUGCUGGGAAAUAUACCUGUGAAGCCACAAAUGAACAUGGUUCUACAUUGUCAGAGGCAUUCCUUACAGUUGUUCCUUUUGAAACAAGUACCAAAGCUGAAACAGUUACACCUACUGAUGUCACACAGAGUGAUGGACAUAAAAAGGAUGAUUCUGCAAGAGGACCUUUGAGCAUUUUUCCAGUGAAGUUACAUUCCAACACAACAGAGGCAUCAAUAGAAAGAAAUACCAGUAGUUUCUCUGCUCCUGAUGCCCCCAUCAUACUGAGCCCCCCACAGACCCACAAACCAGAUGCUUACAACCUGAUCUGGAGAUCAGGGAAAGAUGGUGGACUACCCAUUAAUGCCUACUUUGUGAAAUAUCGAAAGCUCGAUGAUGGAGUUGGUUUAGUAGGAAACUGGCACACAGUUAGAGUUCCUGGAAGUGAGAAUGAGCUCCACCUAACGGAACUGGAACCAUCCAGUCUUUAUGAAGUCUUGAUGGUAGCAAGAAGUGCAGCAGGUGAAGGACAGCCUGCCAUGCUUACCUUCCGAACUAGCAAAGAGAGAACAUCGUCAUCAAAAAACACACAGGCCUCCUCUCCACCAGUGGGCAUUCCCAAACAUCCUAUUGUUUCGGAGGGAACCAAUAGCAACUUUGGAGUGGUGCUUACAGAUCCCUCCAGGCAUAGUGGAGUUCCAGAAGCACCAGAUCGACCUACUAUCUCUACUGCCUCAGAGACUUCUGUGUAUGUCACUUGGAUUCCUCGGGCAAAUGGAGGUUCUCCCAUCACUGCCUUCAAGGUUGAAUACAAAAGGAUGAAGAACAGUGAUUGGCUAGUGGCAGCUGAAGAUAUCCCUCCUUCCAAACUUUCUGUGGAAGUGCGUAGCUUAGAGCCAGGCUCCACAUACAAAUUUAGAGUAAUUGCUAUCAACCAUUACGGUGAGAGUUUUCGGAGCUCUGCAUCUCGCCCUUAUCAAGUAGCUGGAUUUCCCAACCGCUUUUCCAACCGUCCAGUUGCUGGACCUCACAUCACAUAUACAGAAGCUGUCAGUGAUACUCAGAUUAUGUUGAAAUGGACGUACAUUCCUUCAAGCAAUAAUAACACACCUAUCCAAGGAUUCUAUAUCUAUUACCGACCAACAGAUAGUGAUAAUGACAGUGAUUACAAGAGGGAUGUUGUAGAAGGUUCAAAACAGUGGCAUAUGAUUGGUCACCUGCAGCCAGAAACAUCUUAUGACAUUAAAAUGCAGUGCUUUAAUGAGGGGGGAGAAAGUGAAUUCAGCAAUGUGAUGAUCUGUGAAACCAAAGUGAAACGAGUUCCUGGAGCCUCGGAGUAUCCUACCAAGGACUUGAGCACCCCUCCAAACUCUUUUGGAGGUGGAGGAAAUAUUGGCCCAGCACUGGGUCCUGCCCGGAGCAGUGAUAUGCUGUAUCUGAUCGUAGGCUGUGUGCUUGGAGUUAUGGUGCUUAUUCUCAUGGUUUUCAUUGCUAUGUGCUUGUGGAAGAAUCGACAGCAAAAUACCAUACAGAAAUAUGACCCACCAGGAUACCUCUAUCAGGGCUCAGAUAUUAAUGGACCAGUGAUGGAAUACACCACUCUGCCUGGCACAAGCCGAAUCAAUGGCAGUGUCCAUGGAAGCUUUAUCAGCAAUGGAACCCUCAGCAAUGGCUGCCCACAUCUCCACCAUAAAAUUCCCAAUGGAGUCAAUGGGAUCAUGAAUGGGAAUGUAAAUGGAGGACAUUACCCUGGACACAACUCCCUUACCAGAACUCAUGUGGAAUAUGAGCAUCCUCACCACUUAGUGAAUAGCGGUGGAAUAUAUACAGCAGUGCCCCAGACUGACCCUUUGGAGUGCAUUAACUGCCGAAAUUGUAGAAACAACAACAGGUGUUUCACCAAAACCAAUGGCACUUUCAGCAACAGUUCCCUUCCUGUGAUCCCAAUGGUAGCACCUUAUCAGCCAGAUAGCUUAGAGAUGAAGCCUCUGAGUCACAUGAUGGUACCCAUGUGCCUCACCUCCACAGUCCCAGAACAUGGUGAGUUACCUGAGGAAGGCAUCAAGGACAAAGUGGCCCCAGCAUCCAGCCCACAUCCUUGCUGCCAGGAAAACACAAAGCAGGUCGACUCAGACUGCACAGAAGGAGACAGCUGUCUACAUUCUGAAACAGAAAAUCAUGUUUUGAGUUGGAGCUCCCUCAUUUUACCAUCUCUUUCAAGGGACUGUAAUGAAAAGACAGCCUGGUCUUCAGCUGAUAUUACAGUAGACAGCACUGCAAGGGACCUUCGGCAAUCCCAGGAGACCUGAACGUGUGCAAGUGAUUUUGUUCCCACUUCAAGCCAGUAACUGCACAACAUGGGCAUGGGAAGGGACUACAGGAAAGACAUUAAUUCAAAACAGAGACAAAGUUAUUAUUUAUUUUCUUGGAGUAGUAAUGUCAUUUGAAUGUAUCUUAAAAUGUUUGCCUUUUUAUAUUAUUUAUGCCUUGAAAAAUUCCCUUCCCUGUCCCCUUCUCCUUCACAGUGCAAAACAGUGUUGUUCUGUAUAGUUUUAAAAGAAUCUAAAAGCCAAUGGAAUCAUCCCAUAUUUUCCAAUAACCUUAAUUAUGGGAGGAGUCCAUCUGCAGAGAAUCUUGACUGUUGGCAGUUAGAGCCUAAGGGCAAUUGCACAGGCAUUUUGAAGUUUGCUGCCAGUCACAUUGUUGUCAAAUGGAGAGCUGUCUGGUUGAUGUGGUAUUUUUGCAGCAAGAUCUGGGGACGUUCUAAACUCAGUCAGUUUGUUUUAUAAGGGUAGCCCUUGUCCUGGCAGAUCUGGCUUACAUGAGCUGUGAGAGUGCUGAUCAGCCAGAUAUUGGAAUAAUGAGUUAACUUGCUCUCUCUCUAGAGGUGAACACAACUCUGGAUGUACUUUCUGGGUAGGCCUGUUAUAUACAGUAACAGUAUUAGCAUCCAGAAACAGUCCAGGAGUAAUAAUAACCCUCUUAAUAUAAUUUAAUGGACAGUAAGAUACAAAGUUUUACCCCCCAAAUGGUUGCCAUUUUGAAAGGGUAGGAAGAAAAUCAAAAUUUACUAGAUGUGAGAAAAGACCAUACAUUUAAAGAAGAGGAGGGAGGAAUUUAACCCUCUCUAAGGAAGCUCCUUUAGUCUGUUACAUGGAUUGUAGCCAACGUGAACCAUGUUAUCUAAAAGAAGACAUUUUCCAACUCCUAGCAUGGCCAAUUGCCCGGAAGAUAUGGAUGUUUAAGGAAAACAGUCAGGCAUCAGGACCCAACCUUAUUGGUGAGGUUUGGGUAGGAGAAGAAGAGAGUACAGGUGGUUUGUUGCUUCCUGCACAUUCUUUAAAGAUAUCAUUAUAGUAAUAAACAAGCAUCUACAGCUUUAGCCAUCAAGGCCUGUAAAUCUCAAUUACUGUUGCCUCUGGGUAAUGAGGACUUGUACAACCUGCCUUUGAGAGAUUUCUCCCCCUCCCUUGUUUAAAAAGAAGAAAAUCAGUAACAAGCAUGUUUAAUAGCAAGCUUGAGUCAAGCUCUUGUGGAAUUUCCUAGUUUUAAGUUGCAUAUCCCUUGGG